This is a messenger RNA of Prunus mume (Japanese apricot), 1587 nucleotides long. The record is from RefSeq and is a predicted model, not a curated record. Lineage: Eukaryota; Viridiplantae; Streptophyta; Magnoliopsida; Rosales; Rosaceae.
UUAGGCAGAAUUGCUGUCUGCUUCAGAACCCUUGGUCAACACAAUUGCUGUUUCCUUCAUACCACUGCACUCCAAAUUCAAGACAUUUUUCACAGAUUUUGAGCAAGUGUUUACAUUUUACACUUGGGACCCAGAAAUCAGUAGUUAGAGCACUUGCCACUGAAUCAGCAUCACCACCACCGGCAAAGAUGGUCAAAGCCAUUCGAGUCCAUGAGCUUGGUGGACCUGAGGUCUUGAAAUGGGAAGAUGUUGAAGUAGGAGAGCCAAAGGAGGGAGAGGUUCGUGUGAAGAACAAGGCCAUUGGGCUUAAUUUCAUUGAUGUAUACUUCCGCAAAGGCGUUUAUAAGGCUGCUACGAUUCCCUACCCCCCAGGCGGUGAGGCUUGUGGAGUUGUGACAGCUGUGGGACCAGGACUAACAGGCAGGCAAGUUGGAGAUCUUGUAGCCUAUGCUGGUCAGCCAAUGGGCUCAUAUGCGGAAGAGCAGAUCCUUCCUGCAGACAGAGUUGUGCCUGUUCCUCCUUCCAUUGAUCCUACUGUUGCUGCAUCCCUCUUGCUCAAGGGUAUGACAGCUCAGUUUCUACUACGCAGCUGUUUCAAGGUUGAACCUGGACACGCAGUCCUUGUCCAUGCAGCAGCUGGUGGAGUUGGAUCCCUUUUAUGCCAGUGGGCUAAUGCCCUUGGUGCCACUGUCAUUGGAACUGUAUCUACUAAAGAGAAGGCAGCUCAAGCCAAGGAGGAUGGAUGUCACCAUGUCAUAAUCUCUAAGGAAGAGGACUUUGUUGCUCGAGUGAAAGAAAUAACAUCUGACAAUGGGGUCGAGGUUGUUUAUGAUUCUGUAGGGAAGGAUACUUUUGAGGGAUCACUGGCAUGCUUGAAGACUCGUGGAUACAUGGUGAGUUUUGGGCAGUCAUCAGGUGCGCCAGAUCCGGUUCCAUUGUCAGCCAUUGCAGUGAAGUCACUGUUCUUGACUAGGCCUAGCCUCUUUAAUUACGCUGCAACUCGAGACGAAUUGCUAGGGAUGGCGGGAGAGGUAUUUGGUAAUGUUCAAUCAGGUGUAUUGCGGGUUCGAGUAAAUCACACCUACCCAUUGUCUCAAGCAGCACAGGCACACGAAGACCUUGAGAAUAGGAAAACAUCUGGAUCUGUUGUGCUUAUCCCGAUACCUGCUGUGCCAAAUGAAAUGGAUGUCUCCGACUGCAGUUUUCAAGAAACUUUGUUAAGCUAGCAAUAAAAACAAGAAAAACUGGACUUUUAUCUAACUGACGGAUUUACACGUUUCUAAGGUAAACCAAAAUCAAGUCGUCAUGUGUCCUUUGAUCGUGUCCGUCUCCCUCCACAUAAAUCUGCUCCAUUAAACAGAGAAAAAAAGUUUGUGAGAGGUGAUCUUGUAGAUAUCAGUUCAGGGGCAACAAUAGAUUCUAAGCGAACAGAUGAUUCUCAUAAAGAUGAGGUUUUGCCUUCAUCCGUAUUUCUUAGAUAGUUUUCUGAUAUUGCACUCGUUUCAUCCUCAUGUUCCUUUAGAGCAUUAAUAUGAGUUUUUCACUUGUUCUUCAACAGAUAUUUUCUAUCAGUAUGCCCUAUUUAUA